Molecule: messenger RNA, 2261 nt
Organism: Ictalurus furcatus (blue catfish)
Lineage: Eukaryota; Metazoa; Chordata; Actinopteri; Siluriformes; Ictaluridae
Gene: cimip5
Product: chromosome 3 C2orf50 homolog
Exons: 4
Coding region: 167-640 (157 amino acids)
Source: RefSeq, a predicted model, not a curated record
GCAGCGCGUAGUGAUUUCCGCGCUGGCAUGACGACUGUCGCGCGGGGAGCGAGCGCACGCGUGCGUGCGUGUGUGUGAUGGGAUUACUUACACAACAGCGCGGGAUGACGGGGUUUUGUGUGCAGAUCUUUUUCCUUGCAUAGCCAGAGCUCGUGCACUUCGAAAGAUGGACCGCAAAGUGAGCAUCAGACGGGCCACCUCGGCCGGGUACCGCUUACCGGAGCGCCCCAGCGUCGCCCUGGCCUCUCAGUCCUCGGUGUCCGUGAAGAGACCUCCGCAGAGCGGCCCGAGGAACACGAGCGAGCCGCCGCCGGAGCGGGACCCCGACACCCGGGACCCGGUGAAACAGGACCGGGUUUGGAGAGAGCUGGUGCGCGCGGAGAGAGACGGGGUUAAAGAAUGGGAGAAGAACUGGAGUUUUCUGAAAGACUUUGAUCAGCUGGGUAAUCCCAGGACGGAGGCGCCGCUCCCCAGCUACGUCUCUCUGUACUCCGAGACGCUCCCCAACACCAGCAACCAGACGAUCGGCAGUCGCAUUUGCACCGAGCUUGGUAAAGAGCUGAUGCGAAUGGACAAGCUGCUAAUGCUAACGACGACGCACCAAAAGACCAAAGCGAGUCCCGAAAUGCAGCCCUGCUGACGACAGGCCACCCAUGAGAAGUUAGUAAAACCGUUGUUUGGUGAAGAAGAUUUUCAACUGAUAUUUGUACAACAGCGUAGCUGAGCAAAGCAUUAACAGUGGUGUCAAAGUGGUAGCUAUGCUAGAUUGUUUGGCCAAUCCACACUAGAGAGUGUCUAUACCUACAGUACUAUAUCUACACUUGGCAACCUUAUAGCAUUCUCCAUAAAAUAUUUUCCAGCAUAUAUCUUUACAUUUAUACUUACAGGGUGUUUUUCGGGAUAGUUAGAAUAGUAGAAACAUCAGGCGGAUAAUUUGUCAUUACGAGGUCAGUCAAAGAGCUGUAAUCUGAAAUCGAAAUAAUUUUUAUACCAUUAUAUAGUGUUUUCUUUUUCAAUUCUUUUUUUCAAAUAUUUGCAUAAGUCAUUUAGCAGAAACCGAAUAUAGAGUUGAGCAGAUAACGGUCAACAUAAUUGGCUUAAAGGCUGAACAAUUGCUGUUUGAGAGACUUGGGCUUUAAACUCACAACCUUCUGGUCACAUUAACUGCUGAGUCAGCUGUUUUAAUGUUUGGUUUUUCACAUUAUAGUUUUAAAAAUGCUUUCUAGACUACCAACAACUCCGCCUCUUCCACAGGUUAUGCGAUAGCUCAUUACACAGCUGAGAAAUGAGAGCUGCAUAUAGGUUUAAAUUUUAAGGCCCAUCUUAGCAUGCAGUGCCAUCUAGGUUGUAUAUCUUUGGUACGAAGCGUUUAACAUAAUAUACCUGUGCGACAUUAUUGACUUGCCUUAUUUUUAAAUUGUGGUAGAAAUGUGGGCGUGGCCAUUCUGUAAAGCUUGUGUUUAGCCCUCCAGUACAGCAGGCUCCGCCACCUUUAGUACCUAGUACAUCAAAAAGAUACCAACUCUGGAGCAGGAGCUGAAGUCGUCCUUGGAAGUCAAAUUCCGACGAUGGAAACGCACCUAAAGUUCCUGAAAAUGUUCCUGAAGUGGAAACGCUUAUGUGUUAUGUUAUAGUGAUGAGCAGUAAUGCAUGUAUGUAUCAUACUCAUAUGUCAUUUUAGAAGAUCAUGUACACAUUUGGGUUUUUUUGUUGAUGUCGGUGCUUAUUGCGUUCUUAUAUUGGAUUUACUUCAUGUGUAUAUGACUGUGUACAAUAGAAACUGACACAGCUACAGCUUGUUGAAAAAUCUUAUUUGUACUUUUUUUUUUCUCCCCACUUUAUCAUUGACAUAGUUAACAGGUCGAACCAUGUUGUUUUUGUUCUUGGCUCCCGUGAAUGUUGUUGAGCGUGUGGGAGUUGAUAUCAGCGGCAUGUCGAGGCAUUCAGAGAGAAAGAGAACGUGGGCGACGGAGGUGGGAUCACAUCUAGCGUCUGGCAUGUUCCUGUCUAAUGUCUUCCAGUGAAAUGCUUCUGAUGCCUGCUCUGAUUUUGCUUUGACUCAUCGCUGACUGACUCACGCCUCCGUGGAAAACAGGUGCACAGAGGGAUAAUCAGAAUAUGAUGAAACCCACACUCACGUCUGUUUUUUUAGUCUAUAAUCCAAGACGAUUAUCAAAAAAAAAUAGAGCUGUUUCUGUAAAAUAUGCAUGGAAGUAUACUUUAUAAUUCUCUGCCAAAUCUCAAUAAAAGAUCUUACUCAA